AUGCAGUACAUCGUCGUGGAGGUCUCACUGCAUCAGCAUAGCCUCGAACACGACAUCUACGAGGACGACAGCAACGGCAGCUACGAGUACGACAGCUACGGCAGUGACGAAUUCGGCUACAAUUGCGACUUGCCUGGUGUCACGCCUGGUUUGCUUGUACCAGGCGCAUGGCCACCAGCAGCGCUUCAAGAACACGCUGGGCCACAAGAGCAAACCAAGCCACAAGACGGCGUUGGGCCACCAGACAACAUUGGGCCACCAGAGCACACUGGGCUACGAGAGGCGCUGGGCUACAAGAGCGCGCUGGGCCACGAGACGGCGCUGGGCUGCGAGAAAAACAAGCUAGGCAACCAGAAAACGCUGGGCCACCAGACCACGCUGAGCCACGAGAAGGCGCUGAGCCACCAGAGUACGGCGGGCCACCCGAACACGCUGGACCACGGGAAGGCGCUGGGCCACCAGAACACGCUGGGCCACGAGAACACGUCGAGCUACGUGAUGGCGCUGGGCUGCCGAAAUCAUCCUGACAACGAGAACGCGCUGUGCCACGAAAACGCACUGGGCUACGAGACGGAGCUGCGCCACCAGGGCGCGCCGGGCCACGGGGACAUGCUGGACCGUAAGAAGGCGUUGAGCUACCAGAAAACGAUGAACUGCAGCUGCGCGACAGGGCUAGGCUUAGAGAACACGCUGGACCGCGAGAGGGCGCUGGGCGAACGGAACUCGCUGCGCCAUCAAGACACGCCAGGCCACGAUGCGGCGCUGAGCCGCCCGCAGGCGCUGUCCCACAAGAAAACACUGGGCCACGACAUCGCGCUGGCCUACGAGAAGGUGCUGGGUUACCAGGACAAGCGGGGCCAAGAGGGCUACAAGACGGAGCUGCGCCACCAGAGCGCGCGAGGCCACGGGGGCAUGCUAACACGCGAGAAGGCGUUGGGCUACCAGAACACGCUGCGUCACCAGGGCGCGCAAGGCCACGAUUCGGCGCCUGGCUACAAGACCACGCUGGGCCACCAGAACCCGCUGGGCCACGAGGAGGCCCUGGGCCGCCAGGAAAAGCUCAACCACCAUAGUGCGCCGGGCUACGAGAAGGUGCUGCGCCACGAGAACACGCUGGGCAACGAGGCGGUGCGCUACCAGAACACGAUGCGCUACGAGAGCGCACUGGGCUUAGAAGGCACGUUGGGCCAACGCAUCGAGCUGGGACGAGAGGAGGCCCUGGGCUACCAGAACACGUUGCGUCACCAGGAGCUGCUGAAGUUGGGCAUUGCUCGCGGCGUCACGCCCACCCGGUUCCGAGAGGCUCUUUGUGAGCACUUGAGUGGAAGAUUGGACAUCGAGCCGCUGACGCCCCAGAUAGAGUCCGAGGCCUGCUUCAGCUCGAUGCUCGCGAGCCUGUUCCUGGCCCCUGACAGCCGACAGCGGUUGACUCGCAUGACUCCCCGGUACGUGCUGCAAGAGCGCGCAGCGCGGCGGGGCCUCGGUGGUUACACGGAUGCCACAUCUUCGGCCGGUGCGGCAGCAUGCCACGACAACCCGUUGGUUACCAUUUUGCCAAGAUGGAUGGCACGUUUCUACGGAGUCGGAGCCGUUGUCGCGCAGUGGAUCGUCUUCGGGGCUGUCGACUGUCGUGACGAGUCGCAGGUUGUGCUCCUGAAGUUGCUCCACAUGGGCGCCCUCGCGUCUUGCGUGACCAUCGCAAAGGAAACGAGGGACUUGUUGUUCUACCUGGCACUGGCCCGCCCCGUCUUGGGGGACUUUCCCCGGGCGGCUUUGCAGACAGUCUUCAGACUGAAGGUCUACGAUAACUAUUUCCUAUUCGUCUCCGUCGCCAUCGGCAUCGCGUCGUCUCUCAAGGCGGCGCGCGACGCGAGCGAUCGAGCCAUGGCGGCCCACGGGGCUUCGACCGCGGACUUGACCCAUGAUGGCGUGGGCGGCGAGGUCAACAUCGACGUCAUGGGCAACGAGAGCGGCAGCGACGGAAGAUUUCAGAUCGGCAGCGAGUCGCCUUCCUCGCCCGGCACCGUGGAUCUCAGAUCGGCCGCCGCCGCCAAGGUCGUGAGCGCGGGCCGCGCUUGGCUACUGAUCUCGUGCCACGGCUCGCGUCUGCAGCGGCUGCCUUCGCACUGGAACUCCGCGUCGGCUCAUGGCAAGUCCCCCGGCGCGUCUGGCGCCGAGUACGGCAUCGGCGAGUUCCGCACACCGUCCCUCGGCCAGCUCCGGGAGGCCGCCCGACGUCAGAUCCAGGACCCCAAGGUGGUCCAGGCAGCUGGGCUCCGAGGUCCAUUGAGGGUCGAGCAUUCCUUCAACGAUGCCGCGGAGCUGCACAGGAGGCCAGAGAAUCGCUUGGCGCUGUUUCAGGUCGCCUCGCAGACGAAUUGCCUCUCGCUCGUGUCCCCGACGUCGACCCCGGAGAUGGGGGUCACGGCCUACAUCGACGACCGCUCGCAGGGGCCAUGCUGCGCCAUCGCUUGCGGAGCGGGCACGGUCUUCAGGAAUUACUUCGCGCAGGUGCCUGGAGGCGGCGCGAAGCAGGUCGGCCAGAGCCAGGACCGCCAGCUGAACUGCCUGGAGGAGCUCUGCGAAGAGCUGGGCAGCGAGAGCAACGGGUACUUCGAGGUCAGGGGCGGCUUCACGCUGGCGAGCGACGCGGGCCUUCAGGACCUGAACGCGAAGCUCGCGGGCUUGGAUGAGGAAGGCCUCGAUCACUUGCGCUCAAGGCUGCGCGUGGGUGUGCACGAGGACGUUGAGGUCACCAGCUACCACUGGGGUUGCAGCCUGCUCCGAGACCCAGAGCAGCUCGUGACGCAGGUCUUUACCUCUGUGUGCUCGGUGGCCCAAUCCGGCAACGAGCCCGCCCUCUGGCAGCCCCUGGCGCGCCUCACGCUGGAGGCCACCUACGAGGCGGCGCUGUGGGCGGCAGUGCUUUCCGCCAUCCGCAACAAGGGCGCCCAUGGGUCGCUCCGCGUCUACCUGACUACCGUCGGCCGCUGUCUGCUCGGGCACGGCGCGGCGUGGAUCGCGGAGGCCGUGCAGAGGGCCAUCCAGCGCGUGUGCAUGGACAACGGGCUGGGCCUCCAGGUUUUCCUGGUUGCCUAUAAGGAGCCCGCCUUGCAGGAGCUCGCCGACGUGUUCGAGUACUUCAACUCUGGCAUGCUCUGGCAUCGUAUUCCGACAAGUUGCAGCGAUGGCCCCCCGAGCCAUCCAGGCAGCAAGAAUGCGAGCAAGGAGAGCGUCCGGAAUGUGAGCAAGGAGAUCUUUCAGAGGUGGGAGCAGAAGGUGAUAAAGGCCUUCUGCAACCGAGAGGACAGGUCGACGGACGACGACUCGAGGGAGGCCCUCGGCGUCCUCGCGUUCGAGAAGUCGCUCGACACUGUCGACGGGAUGGACGUACCCGGCAUGGUCGCGGCUGGCAUG
Molecule: messenger RNA, 3417 nt
Organism: Prorocentrum cordatum
Lineage: Eukaryota; Dinophyceae; Prorocentrales; Prorocentraceae
Source: the annotation of a GenBank genome assembly